Neopelma chrysocephalum (saffron-crested tyrant-manakin) is the source of this 372-nucleotide messenger RNA. Its product is annotated as probable RNA-binding protein 23. The transcript has 2 exons. Gene Ontology annotation, cellular component: nucleus. The record is from RefSeq and is a predicted model, not a curated record. The annotation marks the transcript as partial. Gene Ontology annotation, molecular function: RNA binding. Gene Ontology annotation, biological process: mRNA processing. Lineage: Eukaryota; Metazoa; Chordata; Aves; Passeriformes; Pipridae.
UGUGUCUUUUUCCAGGUGCGGGACGUUCGGAUCAUCUCGGACCGGAAUUCCCGGCGUUCCAAAGGCAUCGCCUACGUGGAAUUCUGUGAGAUCCAAUCGGUGCCCUUGGCCAUCGGCCUCACGGGCCAGCGCCUCCUGGGCGUGCCCAUCAUCGUCCAGGCCUCCCAGGCGGAGAAGAACCGUCUGGCAGCCAUGGCAGCCCCUCUCCAGAAGGGCUCUGGGGGCCCCCUGAGGCUCUACGUGGGCGCCCUGCACUGCAACAUCACCAAGGAGAUGCUCCGGGGCAUCUUCGAGCCUUUUGGGAAGGUAAAAAAACUGGGAAAUUUUGGGAUUUGGGGGGUCUGGGAGGGUCUUGGGACAUUUGGGAUUUUU